AUGGCACCUGCAACAGGACAACAAUACGUCGACAUUGAAAUUAAAGAUGACAUGAAAUAUGACAUUCGAAUCGAAAAUGCUCACAUAGACAGCGGCGAGUUUUAUAACGAGGAUAAUCAAAACGAUACCCUAACCACCGACGAUGUUGACGAUAUGGUCAUCCGCCAUAACGGUGGCUUGCGGCAUAUCUGUUCCUGUGGCGAAGAACAAGGCUUCAAAGGGCUGGAAGGCACAAUCGACCUCUUCGACGAUGUAAAGGAUGCCAAAAUUUGCACUCUAGCAUGGAAUGCUUCUAUGGGACCCGGAAAAAAAAAUAAGUUCGAGAUGCGUAACCAAGACCCACGAUACAUUAUCAAUAUUGGAAACUGGAAUGAAUCUGGUGUCAUGGGCACGGUUCCGGUUACCAUCACCGAGAAGUAG
Molecule: messenger RNA, 420 nt
Organism: Aspergillus pseudoviridinutans
Lineage: Eukaryota; Fungi; Ascomycota; Eurotiomycetes; Eurotiales; Aspergillaceae
Product: aegerolysin family protein
Exons: 2
Coding region: 1-420 (139 amino acids)
Biological process (GO): symbiont-mediated hemolysis of host erythrocyte
Source: RefSeq, a predicted model, not a curated record